CAUUUCUUCCUGAUUCGCACACACUGUGGCCAGCUUGUCAUCUCCUCCCUCUUGGGCUUCCCAGACACUGAGUCUGGAAUGAAAAUUCACCUGCCUCUGAGUUGGCAAUCGGUGGGGGCGGGGCAGGGGUGAUACUUGACUUCCCAGGUUGGAAGAUUAUCUCACCCAGCCCUAACUAUAUAACCAGCUGGUGUGGAGGGACUCCGCAGAGCCAACUCCAGGGGUUCAUCCACGAGAGAGGAGAACAUAGACCCACCGCUGCCAAUAUGAUGGUGCUGAGGGUAGAAGAACUGGUGACAGGCAAGAAGAACAGCAGUGGGGUUGCAGGGGAAUUCCUUCCUGGGGAGUUCAGAGCUGGCGAAUAUGAAGCUGCCAUUGCUUUGGAGAAACAAGAGGAUUUGAAGACACUUCCAGUCCACCACGUGAACCCAGAGGAGCAACAAUGGAAAAGCGAGAAACAGCGAGAGGCAGAGCUUAAAAAGAAAAAACUAGGACAAAGAUCAAAGCUUGAAAACUUAGAAGACCUUGAAAUAAUUGUUCAACUGAAGAAAAGAAAAAAAUACAAGAAAACGAAAGUUGCAGUUGUGAAGGAACCAGAACCUGAAAUUAUUGCUGAACCUGUGGAUGUGCCGAGGUUUCUCAAAGCUGCGCUGGAGAACAAACUGCCAGUUGUAGAGAAAUUCCUGUCCGACAAGAACAGCCCUGAUGUCUGCGAUGAGUAUAAACGGACCGCUCUCCAUAGAGCAUGCCUAGAAGGACACUUGGCAAUUGUGGAAAAGUUAAUGGAGGCUGGAGCCCAGAUUGAAUUCCGUGAUAUGCUUGAAUCCACGGCCAUCCACUGGGCAUGUCGUGGAGGAAACCUGGACGUCCUGAAACUGUUGUUGAACAAAGGCGCCAAAAUUAAUGCACGAGACAAGCUGCUCAGCACAGCGCUGCAUGUGGCGGUGAGGACUGGUCACUACGAAUGCGCAGAGCACCUCAUCGCCUGCGAGGCAGAUCUCAAUGCCAAGGACAGGGAAGGAGAUACCCCACUGCACGAUGCUGUGAGGCUGAAUCGCUAUAAGAUGAUUCGGCUCUUAAUGACCUUCGGGGCGGACCUCAACGUCAAGAACUGUGCUGGGAAGACCCCCAUGGACCUGGUCCUGCACUGGCAGAAUGGAACCAAAGCAAUAUUCAACAGCCUCAAAGAGAAUGGCUACAAAAGCUCUCGCAUAGCUACAUUCUAGGAAAGGGGACUGUCUACAGGAGCCGUUGACAGGCACUUCCGAAGCACUGCCUACCGCAAGAGCAAGCAACUAUGAAAUCCAGCUUUUGUCCACCGGAGGGUAGGGAGAUACCUUAAAGAUGCUGCAAGAAAGCACUGGGCUAUAGGUGUCAAAAUCUCCUUCAGUGUUGCUCAAUAUUGUAUUUAUAUUUAUUCCUAUUUAUUUAUUUAUUUCCUAACACUGGUAUUCAGGCUUUCACAAGCAUUUUUUUUUUUUUGCAGGAGGGGGGUGGGGGGAGAAGUAAAACUUAAUCUGUAUGCAGCAUUCAGCGUCUUCCCAUAGAUCUUAAACCUGUGGGUGCAUGGUGUCUAGUUGCAUACUUUUGCCCUGGGUCUCAUGGAAGCUAUUCAAGGUAGCUUUUACUGUUGAGGGUAAGAAUUGCAGCUUUCUUCUGAAUUCUUACGGCUGGUAUCUGAAUGAAGCAGCGGAAGGCAUGUGUUGAUGAGGAAAAGAAUGGAAGCAAUUCUGCAGGACAGACACCGAAGCCGGCUGUUCACCCAUAGGUUUGGUUUGAUUGGUUGUUUACCAAGCCACACGAGGUCCCGAGGUGAAGAGAGUGUGGGGAGGUGGAGGAGGGCGUGGGCAGUAGGGCCAGGAUAAACUGAGUUCCAUGAAAUAAAAGGCAGAAGGAAGGACACUGUAAAUGUGUAAAUAUAUAUUGUGUUGUAUGUAUAUUUUAUAUUCAUAAUAAAUGCAAACAAAUUCUAAA
Molecule: messenger RNA, 1974 nt
Organism: Phodopus roborovskii (desert hamster)
Lineage: Eukaryota; Metazoa; Chordata; Mammalia; Rodentia; Cricetidae
Gene: Ankrd1
Product: ankyrin repeat domain 1
Exons: 9
Coding region: 267-1226 (319 amino acids)
Biological process (GO): regulation of transcription by RNA polymerase II
Cellular component (GO): nucleus
Molecular function (GO): RNA polymerase II-specific DNA-binding transcription factor binding
Source: RefSeq, a predicted model, not a curated record